AUGGGUACAAAUGCAAACAUUCGUCGACAUUUAGCCAAUGCUCACGGCAAAGUCGAUCUUUAUUCAAAAAGUCAGGUUCCUGAUCAAGCUAAAGUUGCACCAGCAAGGAAGAAAAAAUUGGAUGAAGCUGCUAUCAAAGCAAUCAUUAUUGACUCUCGUUCAUUUGGAGACUUUCGACGCAGUGGUAUGCAGCAUUUUCUUCGUUUAGCGUUAUCCGGUUACUAUGGUCCAUCUGCUCGAAGUGUGCAGCGAAACCUGAAGAAACUUUACAAUGAUAAGAAGAAAGAACUUAAAGAAAGGCUUGCUAAUAUUCAACAUGUCUCCAUUACAGCUGAUUCAUGGUGUAGUGGUCGCAAGUGCCAUUACCUAUGUAUCACAGCGCACUUCCUAACAUCAAAUUAUGAGCAGUGUGGAACUGUGUUGAGUUUUCGGCAGUUUUACGGCAGAAGUUUUGCUAUGCGUAUUCGACGACACAUUCGCACAGUGUUGACAAUGUUUGGUCUCGAAAAGGGCAAAGGUACAUGUAACCACCACGGACAAUGGCAGUGA
Messenger RNA from Didymodactylos carnosus, 549 nucleotides. The record is from the annotation of a GenBank genome assembly. Lineage: Eukaryota; Metazoa; Rotifera; Eurotatoria; Philodinida; Philodinidae.